Polistes dominula (European paper wasp) is the source of this 4511-nucleotide messenger RNA. RefSeq names its product anoctamin-4. Gene Ontology annotation, biological process: chloride transmembrane transport. Lineage: Eukaryota; Metazoa; Arthropoda; Insecta; Hymenoptera; Vespidae. The record is from RefSeq and is a predicted model, not a curated record. Gene Ontology annotation, molecular function: chloride channel activity; protein dimerization activity. Gene Ontology annotation, cellular component: plasma membrane.
UUCAAUAAGUCGUUUUGCAGUGACUAUUUAAAAAACUUAUUCUGUGCAUAUGUCUCUCAUAAAAAUACAAAUAUAGGGUGUGUAAUAGUAGGAGAGUAGUAGUAAUAUAAUAACAUCAAUCGUAACAAUAGGAUAAAGUCAAAGUAAUAGAAAAUAGGCUUGUGAUCGUUUAAUCUUGAAUCGAGUAGUGUAUUACGAAAAUAGAAAAAAAGAAAGAGAAAAAAACUGGGAAAAGAAGGGACAAAUAAAUGGUCUAAUGUGCGACGAAUUAUUCGAAUUAGAUGUUACACACUAACACAUUCAUAAGUAGAAGAAAUUAUGGUGUUAGCUACGGAAUGUUACCGAAGUUUCUUUGCCCUAUGAGUUCGACCAAGGCUACGUGAUCAUCCUGGUCUAGGCGGGGUCACCGAUAACUAUAGACCGAGUCGGUCUUCUUCCAUUCAUAAUUAAAGAAUAGUCCAGGCAACGAGGUCGACCACAGUCCUAAGUGAUCACUUCUAUGAUCGAUUCUUCUAUUUUUUUAUUUUUCCUAUUUUUUUGUUUUCUCUUAACUUUUACUUUCUUUUUUAAUAUUAAUUUAUAUUGAUCAAUUAUCGAACAAUUACGUGAACAUUCCUUAGUGAAAGUGAGAAAAUAACAUGAAAAGAAAAAUAUAAUGAAUUAAAUCGAUAUUUUGAAGAAAAGAGAUUUUGUGUUGAGAGCUAGAUUUGGUUUCGUAAAGAAACUUAAACCAAAUCGUAGAUAUCAAUCAAGUUUUUAUUCUUCGAUUCUCUCUGAUUGGUUCUUCUUAGCAUGUAUCAUCGGAUGAUGUACGAACAUUUGAAGUAAAGAUGAAUAAUUAAUAAAAUAGAAUGAAAGAAGAUAUAUUUAAAUAAUUUCAUCGAAGUUUAAAAAAAGAUGUGAAACAACUGAUGUUGAAGGACUUGUUUUCUUCCAUAAACAUAAGUUAAAUUAUGGAGACCAGCCAAAUUCUUAUUCCAAUAAUCGAUGAUAUAGAACUUCGUUAUUAGGAUGACUAUCAAUUACUAUAAGUCAACAAGAAUCUAAAUUUUUGGCCAAUGGUAUUGUCGUCAACCGAUAGAUGAUAGUCUUCCUGAUUUUAAAAUGGGUGAUAGCACGCUAACUCUCGAAGAUGAAACUCAGAACGCUCACAGUAGAAGAUCAAGCACCGUAGGUGACGCUCCACAAAACCUUUCCGAGCUGAGCAUUGGUGAAUCGCAUUUGAGUGAAGCUACAAAAUCGAUUGGGUCUGCUGAUGUAUCAUCGCAUACGUCAACGAGAUCUACACCAGGUACAAGUAACAAAUCACGAAGCAUCGUUUCAAGUACAUCUUCGAGUAAGACCAAGACACCAACAACAACAACUUGGCACCGUUCGAGUAGGGAAACUCUUUACGAGCCAGAUAAGAACGGUAUUCAGCAAUAUCCUUCUAUCGCCACGGAGAAUCCAUCGAAACCUGGAUCGCCGAAAAUUUCUAAGAAAGGAUCAGCCAAAACUAACGUUUUUUCUUCUGGGACCAAUGUGACGGCACGUGAUGCGUUUGGUCCUAAACUUACGGCCCCAGAAUCAUCGGAAAGUAGUCCAUCGUUACCGAACACGCCAUUGCCUUCGGAUUUUGAUGAAACCGCGAAGGAAACUUUAUCGCAAAAAGGUUCAUCAACUGAAAAUGAAAUCGAUACUGACACGUUAUACUUUCGCGAUGGUCGAAGACGAAUCGAUAUGGUGCUCGUUUAUCGAGAAGAAAAUGAAGGUGUCCUGACAGAAUUAGAAACAAAAAGGAGAGAACAAAGACGGGUGUUUCAACAAAAUCUUUUAACUGAGGGUUUGCAACUCGAAUUAGAACCGAAAGAAAAUUCAUUCGAUAGGAAAACAUUCUUUCUCAAACUUCAUAUACCAUGGAAAAUAAAAGUACAAUAUGCCGAAGUUAUGAAUUUGAAGUUACCUACCAAAAGAUUUAUCACUAUCUCUGUUAAAGCUUGGGGUACAGAUGGUACAAAAGGAAGGCCCAAAUUUUGGGAAAAAUUGUUAAAGUUGAUUAGUUGGAUACAAAAACUUCAUCACUGGGAUACCAAUCAAUAUCCCGAAGAACCUAGUUUUUACGACAGCGUUGAUUCUGGUGAUCGUGAGGAAAGAUUCGUUGUAAAAGAUCGAGGUACCGCGUACACCCCAGCCCAAAGAUCAUUAAUAGUGAUGCAAAUAUUAUUGCGUGCAAGAUACGACGAAACACAUGAAAAAGCUGGGAUUCGUAGACUUUUAGCAGACGGCACUUAUCUUGAUUGUUAUCCCUUGCACGAAGGUUCAUAUGACAAACCAGAAGAUAAUGGGGAAAUUUUAGAUCGACAUUUACUUUAUUUGAUAUGGGCUAGUCCUAUGCAAUGGUUUAAAAAACAACCAUUGUGGUUGAUAAGACGAUACUUUGGUGAAAAAGUAGCCUUGUAUUUCGCUUGGUUAGGUUUUUACACGGAAUGUUUGGUUGCACCAGCUGUGGUUGGUUUUCUAUGUUUCAUAUACGGUCUAGGAAGUAUGGAAGGAGCCGAUAAUAUUCCUAGCAAAGAAAUAUGUGAUGAUAAAAUAGCUGGAAAUAUCACGUUGUGUCCGUUGUGUGAUAAAGCUUGUAGAUAUCGAAAGCUUGGCGACUCUUGUAUAUUUUCUAAACUAACUUAUUUAUUCGAUAAUCCUGCGACUGUUUUCUUCGCCAUUUUUAUGUCUUUUUGGGCAACGACAUUCUUAGAAUUAUGGAAAAGACGUCAAGCCGUAAUAGUUUGGGAAUGGGAUCUUCAAAACGCGGAAGAAGAUGAGGAACCUAGGCCCGAAUUCGAAUCAUCGGUGAAAACAUUCCGCAUUAAUCCAGUUACCAGAGAACGCGAACCAUAUUUACCAGCAUGGUCGAAAGCCAUGCGAUUUUGUGCGACCGGUUCUCUCGUAUUUUUUAUGAUAUGUGUUGUCCUUGGAGCAGUCUUAGGUACAAUAAUAUAUCGAAUAUCACUCGUUUCCGUAUUUUAUGGCGGUGGUGAAACUUUCUUACAAAAACAUGCUAAGAUAUUUACAUCGAUGACAGCAGCCUUGAUUAAUUUAGUGAUAAUUAUGAUACUCACUCGUAUAUAUCACCGAUUGGCUAUGUGGAUGGUUAACAUGGAAAAUCCGAGAACUCAAACCGAAUAUGAAUCUAGUUUCACCUUCAAAAUAUUUCUUUUUGAGUUUGUUAAUUUUUACUCUUCGUUAAUCUACAUCGCAUUCUUCAAGGGAAGAUUUUAUGUACAUCCCGGUGAUCAAGAUGCCAGAUCAUCUGAAUUCUUUCGUAUAAAAACUGAUGUCUGUGAUCCAGCUGGUUGUCUCUCUGAAGUAUGUAUUCAAUUAGCUAUCAUAAUGAUUGGCAAACAGUGUUUCAAUAAUUUCGUUGAGAUUCUAUCACCGAAAUUUUGGAAUUGGUGGCGCAAAAGAUCUCACGUUGCUGCUACGAAAGAUCAUGAUAGACGAUAUACUUCUUGGGAAAGAGAUUAUCAGUUGCAAGAUCCUGGAAGACUAGCUCUUUUCGAUGAGUAUUUAGAAAUGAUUCUUCAGUAUGGUUUCGUAACUCUCUUCGUAGCAGCAUUUCCAUUAGCACCAUUAUUCGCUUUAUUAAAUAAUAUUGCCGAAAUAAGAUUGGACGCUUACAAGAUGGUGAAAGAAGCACGAAGACCUCUCGCAGAAAGGGUGGCAGAUAUCGGUGCUUGGCACGGUAUUCUUCGUGGUGUCACUUACGUUGCUGUAGUGUCAAACGCAUUUGUAAUCGCUUAUACCUCAGACUUCAUUCCACGAAGCGUCUACGCAUUUGUUUAUUCCCCAACGGACGAUUUAGUUGGUUACAUCGACAGCUCUCUCUCUGAAUUUAAUACAUCUGAUUAUCGUGACGACAUGAAGAGUGAUGCCGAUGCUCAACAUCCAGAAACAUGCCAAUAUAGGGGAUACAGAAAUGGACCUGAUCACGAAUCAGAUCCUUAUGGAUUGAGUCCACAAUAUUGGCAUGUCUUUGCAGCUCGAUUAGCUUUCGUAGUUGUUUUUGAACAUGUUGUUUUUGCAUUAACUGGGAUCAUGAGUUACGUUAUACCAGCUGUACCACGUGCCUUGGCAACUCAACUUCAACGAGAACGUUUGUUAGCUCAAGAAGCUAAGUAUGAAAAAGGAUUGAAGGGUAGAGAGGACGAAGAAGAAAUACUUUCAGUAUUAAGAGAAACUGGAAGUAUAGGUAGACCUGGUGUUGGUGGUGCUGGUGCUGGUGGUCGAGGUAGUUGGGCAAGACGUUUCAGUAAAUUGAGCGAUGGUCUGGACGCCCACGUCGAAGUUGGUUCAAGGAUGCACAGAUACAGUGACAGUUCAACCGUUUGGGAAGUCACUUAAAUAAUUUACAUUAAAAAAUUCCUUUUUUUUUCUCUUAAAAAUAUCAUCGAUUUCGUUCAUUCGGAAAUCUUAUUUAAAGAUUAUCAAUCGUGAUUUACAUUAUGUUAAUUUUUGUAUAUACUAUAUAUAGUAAU